Messenger RNA from Eimeria mitis, 3330 nucleotides. RefSeq lists its product as uncharacterized. Gene Ontology annotation, biological process: microtubule-based movement. Gene Ontology annotation, molecular function: microtubule motor activity. Lineage: Eukaryota; Apicomplexa; Conoidasida; Eucoccidiorida; Eimeriidae. The record is from RefSeq and is a predicted model, not a curated record. The coding region runs from base 1 to 3330 and encodes 1109 amino acids. The transcript is spliced from 9 exons.
AUGCAGCUGGAGGCACUGCAGCAGAAACACCGAGCCUUAGAGGAUAUGGCUAAGUUGAUGGAGGUGAGAUUAGGGUUUAGGGAUAUGGCUAAGUUGAUGGAGGUGGUGCCGUGCCCCUGGAGGCCCCGCAACGACAAAGAGAGACAGCUCCUUGAGGCCCAGGCCGAGGCAGUAACCCUAGUGCAGAAGCUGAACGAAUCUAUCCGAGCCCAGAAGAGACUGGCGGGGGAGAAGGCGAAGCUGCUGAGGGCCCUGCUACAGGAGAGAAGCAGCAAGAGCAGCAGCAGCAGCAGCAGCAGCAGCAGCAGAGCUCUCCAGCUUGCUGCUGCUGCAUGCCUUAGCUACCAAGAAGAAGCAGAAGCUGCCCAGCAGCGACUGGAGGCCCUGGAAGGGGACAGACGGCGGCUUGAGGCGGAGCUGGCAGCAGCAGAAGCUGCAGCAGCAGCAGCAGCAGCAGAGCAGCAGCAGCAGCAGGAGCAAGCCCUUUCUGCUGCUGCAGCAAGAGAAGCCCAGCUGAUACAGGAGACACAAGAAGAGAGACAGAGAAGAGCAGCAGCAGAGAGACAGCUCGCUGAGGCACAGGGGCGAGCGGAGACACUUCAGGCGGUUCUAUCAACUCUAGAGGGGAAGCAGCAGCAACAGCAGCAGCAGCAGCAAGUGCUGAAACAGCUAGCUGAGUCACAAGCCCAGCUAGCUGCCCUCAGGGAGCACUCGCAGGCCCUAGAGGCCCUCGUUAAGAAGACGGGGAUGCGGGUGCAGGAGCUGGAGGGCCUGCAGCAGCAGCAGCAGCAGCAGCAGCAGCAGCAACAGCAGCAGCAGCAGCAACAGCAGCAAGAGCAUGAAUCCCUGCGCGAAGAAGCAGAAGCAUUGAGGAUUCGUUGUGCUGCUGCUGAGCUGCAGGUUGAGCUGCAAGAGAAAGAGAGACAAAAGGAGACACUCAUGCUGCAGCAGCUGCUUCAGCAGGCGGAGGAGCGUGCUGCUGCACUGCAGCAGGCCCUUUUAAACCGCCGUCUGAGCAGCAGCAACAACAGCAGCAGCAGCAGCAGCAGCAGCAGCAGCAGCGGCAGCAGCAGCAGGUCUCCUCUGGGGUCUCCUCCAGGAGGAGACAGCCCCGGCAGCACGAGGAGACGAAGAGACAGUCUCCAAAGGGCCCUCCAGUCAGCUGACGCGGCUCUGGCGAAGGCUGUGGUGUAUGUACACCGCAGCAAGCUCAACAGCGACAGAGACAAGAAGGGAGUGGCAGCUGCAGCAGCAAAAGGGGGGCCCGCAGCAGCAGCGGAAGGGGCCCCCACCAGUACACACUGUGGGGAAGGGGGGCCCCCAAAGAUGCCAACGUCAGACUCUGCGGCCUCGAAAGGACCCACUGAGGCUGGAAAGAGCGGCAAAGGGGCCCCCCCAAGGCCCCCCGGGGGGCCCCCCGAGGGGCCCCCGGGGCCCCCCAAGCCCCCUGUAGCGGCUCCCUCAACACAGACACCGCAGCAACUCAAGCAUCAGGGGGCCCCCGACACAGGUAGCAGCUGCGCAGUACCCCAGGGGCCACCGAAGGGGGGCCCCCCAGGUUACAGCAAGGGGCCCCCCUCAGAUAAACCCCCAGGAGAACCGCCACAGGGGCCCCCAAAGAGGCCCCCAACAGAACACCCAGAAGGGCCCCCAGAAAAUAUUAGAACAGGGGGCCCCCCAAAGGGCUCCGAGGGGCCCCCCGGGGGGCCCCCAGCAAAUGCUUCAGAGAGCCCUGCAGCGGUUCCCGUGGGGGGUUCAGUGGGCCCCCCUCCGAACAAGCCCAUGGAGGGGCCCCAGGGGCCCCCCAAGAGGGUACCCGAGGGGCCCCCAGCAAAGGGACUGGCGGGGCCCCCCAAGAUUCCUCCAGCGGGGGUGACGGGGAAACCCUCAGGGGGGCCCCCCCCUAAACCCCCCGAAGGUGUAGCAGCAAAGCAAAGCCAAGGGCCCCCAAAGAAGCCCCCUGAAGGGCCCCCCCCCAAACGCUUGGGGGGGCCCCCAGCGAAGUCAGCAGAGACAGACCAAACAAAGCAGCCAGAGGGGCCCCCAAAGAAGGCACUUGAGGGGCCCCCAAAGGAGACACUUGAGGGGCCCCCAAAGGAGACACCUGAGGGGCCCCCAAAGAAGGCCCUCGAGGGGCCCAAACCCGCAGAAGGGCCCCCAAAGAAAACACCAGAGGGGCCCCCGACAACCCUACCCAAGCAAACCACAAAAAUGAAGUCCGAGGGGCCCCCAAAGAAACCACCAGAGGGGCCCCCAAAGAAGUCAUCAGAGGGGCCCCCAAAGAACUCAUCAGAGGGGCCCGCAGCGAAGCCAUCAGAGGGGCCCCCAAAGGGUUCACUAGGGGGGCCCCCGAGUAAGCCGCCAGCGGGGCCCCCAAAGAAGUCAUCAGAGGGGCCCCCAGAGAAGUCAUCAGAGGGGCCCCCAGAGAAGUCAUCAGAGGGGCCCCCAAAGAAAACACCAGAGGGGCCCCCAAAGGGUUCACUAGGGGGGCCCCCAAAGAAGUCAUCAGAGGGGCCCCCAAAGAAGUCAUCAGAGGGGCCCCCAGAGAAGUCAUCAGAGGGGCCCCCAAAGAAGUCAUUAGAGGGGCCCCCAGAAGUACCAUCAACAAAGGGGCCCCCAAGAAACUCCCCAGAUAUACCCACAGCAGAGGAGUCGAAGGGGCCCCCAAAGAAGGUGUCAGAGGGCCCCCCAAAGAAGCUACCAGGGGGCCCCCCGGGAGGACCUAGUUCGGGCCCCCCAGAAAUGAAAGACGGGGGCCCCCAAGGGCCCCCCAAAGGGGGCCCACAAGGGCCCCCCAAAGGGGGCCCACAAGGGCCCCCCAAAGGGGGCCCCCCUCCCCAGCCAGCACGCAAGGCAGCAGAAGUUAGUGCUGCUACUGCUGCAGCUGCAGCAGCAAAAGCCUCUGCUGCUGACGAUGGAGAGCAACGAAAGGCCCCUCCUGGGGCCCCCCAGUCAGAGCUGAACCCUCUCCCAGUUGCUAAGGGGCCCCCCAAGGGGGCAGGGGGCCCCCUAGGGCCCUCGAAAGGAGCCCCUAAGGAGAACGAAGGGGGCCCCCGGAAACAUGUGGGGGCCCCCGAGGCAGCAGGCGAUAAAGAUUUGCUGACAACAGAGACAGCAGCAACAACACGAGGAUCGCCUAAGAGCCCCAAACCAUCAACCCCAGGGGCAGCAAGCCGUCUCAUUGACUCUGCUGCUGGCCCCCUCCCCAGCCAGCACGCAAGGCAGCAGAAGUUAGUGCUGCUACUGCUGCAGCUGCAGCAGCAAAGGCCUCUGCUGCUGACGAUGGAGAGCAACGAAAGGCCCCUCCUGGGGCCCCCCAGGCAGAGCUGA